GAGAGAGGAGAGAGAUCUGUGAUUGCUCGUUACGCGGUCACAUCCACGCGUGGUCGUGGUGGUGGUGGUCGUGGUGGUUGUUGGUGGUGGUGUUGGCGCUCGCGUUAGAUAUGGAACAGGUUCGACGUUUCGGUCACUGUGGCAGCAGCGCGCUUCCUGAAGAGAGCAGAUGGGGUAGAGAAUAAACCAUCAUCAUCAUCUCGAGAAAGAAAGAGAGAGAGAGGUGUAAGUGGCCGCAAAUGUCCAGCGCCAGCGUCGCGGAGCUCGCCAUGAGACGCGGCUGCGCAUCGCCACAACCCGCCACGGAGAGCGGCAGCGGCAGCAGCUACACGCUCUUCACCACGCACGACCUGCCCAGCCAUCACCACCACCACCAGUAUCCCCAACAACAACAACAUCAGCACCAUCAUCAUCAGCAGCAGCAGGGCCAGGAGCUGCCCGUGGCGGCUUGGAGCGAGCGCGUGUCCAUCAACGUGUCGGGGCUGAGGUUCGAGACGCGUCGCAGCACCUUGGAGCGCUUCCCCCGCACGCUCCUGGGCGACGCCUCUCGCCUCCUGCGAUUCUUCGACCCGCUGCGCGACGAGUACUUCUUCGAUCGCAACCGCGACAGCUUCGGCGCGAUCCUCUUCUACUUCCAGUCGGGCGGCAGCCUCCACCGGCCCUCCGUGGUGCCCCACGGCCUCUUCGUGGAAGAGGUGCGCUUCUACGACCUGGGCGCCGAGGCGCGCGGCCGCCUCUGCGAGGAGGAGCGCUGUUCCCGGGAGGAUCCAGACCGGCCGCCGCCGCUGCCGCGCAAUCGCCUCCAGCGGCGCGCCUGGCUCCUCUUCGAGCACCCCGAGAGCUCCGUGUGGGCGCGCGGCGUCGCUCUCGUCUCGGUGCUCGCCACGCUCGCCUCCGUGGUGGUCUUCUGCCUCGAGACGGUGCCGCACGGCGAGCGGAAGAGCGGCGACGAGAAGGGGGCGAGGGGCGAGGAGGGGGGCACGGCAGGCGCGUUCGCCGUCGAGGUGGCGUGCAUCGCCUGGUUCUGCCUCGAGCUGCUGGUGCGCUUCUGCGCGUGCCCCGUUAAGGCGGCCUUCUUCAAGAACUUCAUGAACAUCAUCGACGUGCUCGCCAUCGUACCCUUCCUCACCAUGCUCUGCCUGCCCGACGCCGACAUGCAGAGCGCGCAGCAGCAGGCGCUGUCCUUCGCCAUCCUCCGAAUCGUGCGCCUCGUGCGCGUCUUCAGGAUCUUCAAGCUGUCGCGACACUCCAGGGGGCUGCGCAUCCUCGGGCAGACCCUGAACGCGUCGAUGCGCGAGCUCGGCCUGCUCGUCUUCUUCCUCUUCAUCGGCGUCGUCCUCUUCUCGAGCGCCGUCUACUACGCAGAGGUGGACGAGCCGCUCACCAACUUCACGAGCAUCCCCGUCGCCUUCUGGUGGUCCAUCAUCACCAUGACCACGGUGGGCUACGGCGACAUGUACCCCAUCACGCUGGGCGGGAAGAUCGUGGGCACGCUGUGCGCCAUCGCCGGCGUGCUCACGAUCGCGCUGCCCGUGCCCGUGAUCGUCUCCAACUUCAACAACUUCUACCACCUCGAGAUGGACGGCGGCGGCGACUCCACUCGCGCCUGCGCCGACGACUUCGAGCCAAGCGACGCCGACGACUCGGUCGCCACCGCAGGAGGCCCCGGGAUCAUCUCCUGCCCCACCUCCUCCUCCACCUCCUCCUCCUUCUGCUGCUGCUGCCGCCCGUCUCGCGGGGCGAUCAGUACCGGCGACAUGACGCCCGGCACCGACGCGCCCCAGACGCCCGAGUCGCCGAGGAAGGAGCCGAAGGAGCGGGAGACGGAGGAUGAGAAGGGGUCGACGUUGAAACUCCGCGAGAUGGGAGACGCGGCACUGGGCGACGAGGAGGAGGAGGUCGAGGAUGAGGAGGAGGAGGAGAAGGAGGAGCGCGCGAGCGAGCGGUGCUUGCACUCUUCCCUGGAGUGGGAGGCGAAGGAGGAGGUCGUGGUGGAGACUGACGUGUGAUGGACCUCACGUCUCCCUGCGUCUCCAUCUCUCUGUCUCCCUCGCCUCCCUCUCGCUCUCGUGCCUCGCCUUAUCUCUCCGUGUCUCUCUCUCCGUGUCUCUCCCUGCGUCUCCAUCUCUCUCGCCUCUCUCUCGCCUCCCUCUCGCUCUCGUGCCUCGACUUAUCUCUCCGUGUCUCUCUCUCCGUGUCUCUCCCUGCGUCUCCAUCUCUCUCGCCUCUCUCUCGCCUCCCUCUCGCUCUCGUGCCUCGACUUAUCUCUCCGUGUCUCUCUCUCCGUGUCUCUCUCCGUGUCUCUCUCUCGUGUCUCUCCGUGUCUCUCUCUCGUGUCUCUCUCUCGUGUCUCGCUCUCUGUCUCUCUGUGUGUCUCACUCUUUGUCUCUCUCCGUGUCUCUUCCUGCGUCUCGCUCUCUGUGUUUCUCUCUGUCUCUCUCCGUGUCUCUCUUCGUGUCUCUCUGCGUGUCUCUCACUGUGUCUCGCUCUCUGUCUCUCUCCGUGUCUCUCUCCGUGUCUCUCUCCGUGUCUUUCUCUCGUGUCUCUCUCCGUGUCUCUCUUCGUGUCUCUCUCCGUGUCUCUCACUGUGUCUCGCUCUCUGUCUCUCUCCGUGUAUCUCUCCGUGUCUCUCUCUCGUGUCUCUCUCCGUGUCUCUCACUGUGUCUCGCUCUCUGUCUCUCUCCGUGUCUCUCUCCGUGUCUCUCUUCGUGUCUCUCUUCGUGUCUCUCACUGUGUCUCGCUCUCUGUCUCUCUCCGUGUCUCUCUCCGUGUCUCUCACUGUGUCUCGCUCUCUGUCUCUCUCCGUGUGUCUCUCUCCGUGUCUCUCUCCGUGUCUCUCUCCGUGUGUCUCUCUCCGUGUCUCUCUCCGUGUCUGUCUCCGUGUCUCUCUCCGUGUCUCUCUCUCGUGUCUCUCUCCGUGUCUUUCUUCGUGUCUCUCUCCGUGUCUCUCACUGUGUCUCGCUCUCUGUCUCUCUCCGUGUCUCUCUCCGUGUCUCUCUCUCUCGUGUCUCUCUCCGUGUCUCUCUCUCGUGUCUCUCUCUCGUGUCUCUCUCCGUGUCUCUCUCCGUGUCUCUCUCUCGUGUCUCUCUCCGUGUCUCUCUUCGUGUCUCUCUCCGUGUCUCUCACUGUGUCUCGCUCUCUGUCUCUCUCCGUGUCUCUCUCCGUGUCUCUCUCCGUGUCUCUCUCCAUGUCUCUCUCAUGUCUUUCUCCGUGUCUCUCUCCGUGUCUCUCUCUCGUGUCUCUCUCUAUGUCUCUCCCUGUGUCUCAUUCAUCUUCUCUCUCCCUCUCUCUGGGUUCAUGCCCGGCUAGUUGUUACCAAUCGCCUGACGAAGCUGGUGGUGGUUAUUGUUGUAAUCAACCAGCGACACGUCACAGUACUGGAAUUGUAAAUGUUGUGUGGGUUUCACUCUCCAACACACAAGCGGUUAGUGCUGCGCUAGUAACUCGUCGGCACGUUCUGUUGACUUGCCAAACCCCUUACUAGUUGGCUGUGUCGGGUGGUGGCGAGUUUAACGACACAUUUAUAUAUUUACGCGAUCUAAACCAACAAAAAACAUGUUGA
Messenger RNA from Lethenteron reissneri (Far Eastern brook lamprey), 3562 nucleotides. Its product is annotated as potassium voltage-gated channel subfamily A member 7-like. Gene Ontology annotation, biological process: action potential; protein homooligomerization; potassium ion transmembrane transport. Gene Ontology annotation, cellular component: voltage-gated potassium channel complex; membrane. Lineage: Eukaryota; Metazoa; Chordata; Hyperoartia; Petromyzontiformes; Petromyzontidae. The record is from RefSeq and is a predicted model, not a curated record. Gene Ontology annotation, molecular function: protein binding; delayed rectifier potassium channel activity.